GUAACCUAAUGUCAUUAUAGUCGUGACACUACGACAGUUUUAUUUUUGUGUGUCAUAUUAAGCAUACGAAAAACUAGAAAAUUCACAAAACAAGUCCACUCGUGCAGCUAAAGUGUACAAUUAAUAAGCAUUCGAGUAACCGAAACAUUGAACACUAAUGGCAGGUCCUUUUAUAUCACCGCUGCCCGGCGAUCUGCUCACGGAGUAUAUGUUUGGCCGUAGGCGACAGCGCCGGAACCGGACGACCUUCACGCCACAGCAGCUGCAGGAGCUGGAGGCACUCUUCCAGAAGACCCACUAUCCCGACGUCUUCCUGCGCGAGGAGGUGGCCCUGAGGAUCAGCCUCAGCGAGGCACGCGUCCAGGUGUGGUUCCAGAAUCGCCGGGCCAAGUGGCGCAAGCAGGCACGACUGCAGCUCCUCCAGGACGCCUGGCGGAUGCGCUGCCUCAGCCUGGGCACGCCCCCCGUCAUGGGCGGUGGAGCGGUGCAGGGCGGAUCCGGCAACGGAGCUACGGCUCGACCGCCCAGCCAGACGCCGGAGAACCUCUCUUCCGCGAGCAAGGAUUCGGAACUGGCGGAGGUGGGCAAUGGACCCAAUUCGGGGAGCUUCACCAUGAUGCACCCGGCAUUCCAGCAGCAGCAUCAGCAACAACAGCACCAGGGACACCAGCAGGCCACGGAUCAGGAUAAGCUAUCGAAGACCUAUACAGAACUAAAGCUCUAUAAGGCGCCGUCGCACGGCAUGGAACUGGGCGGAAUGGCCGCCCUAUCCGGACACUCCGACGAGGGUUCCGAUGGAUCCGAUUCCGAGGAGAUUGAUCUCACCUCCGGCGCCUGUAUCGAUUUCUCCCAGAGCAGCAAGCUCCAGCAGCAGCAGCAGCAGCAACAACAACAGGGAACUCAGGGGGCGGCGGGAUCAGCGGAGGCGAAUGGAGGCCUGUAGACGAGGACUUUUAUCAAGAUACGGACAGAUAUAAAGAUGCGGACACGGAUACGAAUGCGGAUACAGAUACUGAAACUUUCACUUGUACAGUGCUCACUCCAAUAAAAGAUUCGAAUAACCACUUCAUAAGCAUAUCCUAAACAUCUGUAUGCGUAUCUAAAAGUGGUUUCCUUAGGUGAUGAAUUUCUAAAACGGACACAACACAUUUUGAAUAUCCUAAAUUUCAAAUUCGAGCGCAAUCUGUACACAUAAAUAUGGCGAUGUAUAUACAAAACGGACAUUUAAUGUACACUUUAUUUAAUCAAUUACAUCUGUUUAGCAAUAAAAAAAAGAUAUAUGAAACCCAGU
Messenger RNA from Drosophila melanogaster (fruit fly), 1291 nucleotides. RefSeq lists its product as uncharacterized. Gene Ontology annotation, biological process: regulation of DNA-templated transcription. Gene Ontology annotation, molecular function: DNA-binding transcription factor activity, RNA polymerase II-specific; DNA binding. Bases 158 to 943 code for a protein of 261 amino acids. Lineage: Eukaryota; Metazoa; Arthropoda; Insecta; Diptera; Drosophilidae. The transcript is spliced from 2 exons. The record is from RefSeq and is marked reviewed. Gene Ontology annotation, cellular component: nucleus.